AUGAUGAAACAACAUCUCUCCACCCAACUCAACAAUAACAACAACCACACAGCAUCAACCUAUGAGAGUAGUAAUCAUAAUGGAUUUUCAAGCAGCAGUAGCAUCAUGUCAGGAAAUGGAUUGAUAAAUUCAAAUUCGUCGUCGGUGCCCAUUCAUCCACACUAUCGGGAAUCGCCGUUAAGUAUUCCGAACUCUACAACAAUAUCACCUCACUCCUUUCAGGGCUGGAUGGGAAGUGAGGCCAAUUAUAUGAAACAGAAUAUCGGACAGUCUGCUCUUCAUCAUGCUGACUUGAUGUAUCAACCAACAUUUCAUGAAAACGAUCAUACCAUAGGCCAAUUUCCAGAUCAUUAUGUAUAUAAAGAACAGCUAGGAUUUUCAAUAGAACAAGAAAAACAAAAGCUUCGAGAUAUAGGGCAAUUUAGAGAACGAAUUAAACAAAAAGAGAUUGCCCAAAUACCGUCAACGUCUCCACUGUCGCCUCCCUCCGUAUCAACGCACAAACCUCCACAAUUUUCCUCAUUACAAAAUCAAGAUUUUGAUAGGAAAUUUAAGAAGGAUACAGAUGAAGAGAAAGACCCGCUCAAUUUUGAAUACACAUAUUCGUCACCUUACAUGAUGAACGAAGAAGGAAUUAAGAGUGACGGUAAAAUUCCCGAUGGUGUAUCAAACCAAGGAGGACGAGAAAACUCUGUAGAAUUCUUGUCAAUGAGAAUUGCGGCAUUGGAAGAAAUUAUUGAAAUUCAAAACAAUGAGAUUAAUGAAUUUAAUAACAAUUCCAAGGGAAAAGAUUCAAAAGAAGAUGUGUUAAGGAAAGGAAAACAUUCUCUUCAAAUUUCUUUAAUCAACAAAUGGCGUCACAAAGUUUAUGCCCUUUUAAUACAAAUGAAAAUGAGAGAGAUUGAAUUGGAAAAUGCAAAAAAAGAGUUUCAACAGCAUGAGGCGGACCAUGAAAAAGAAAUUAAGCAGUUAAAAUAUGAACUGACUCUCUCAAAGCACCGAGAAAAGGAUAUGAAAGCAUCGGUUAACUAUUUACAAGAACAACUGAAGCAAGUUGAUACAACUAAAUAUAUGAAAGAAAUUGAUCGACUGAAUCGAGAACGAGAAUUUAUGAAACGAAAAUAUGAACAAGAUCUGAAAUUGCUAAAAGACGACAGGAAUAUGAUUGAAGAACAACAAAAAACGAAACAAGAUGAAACGAAACGAAAAUUCGAAGAACUAAGUAAGGAAUUAGAAGUCGUGCGAAAAGAUUUUGAAACGAAAUGCUCUGAAGUAGAAAAACUGAACCUUUCAUUAGUGAGAGCUGAACAAACCAUAGCCAACGAGCUGUCUGUUGUCAAAACGUUAAAGUCAAAAUUAACAGAUUAUCAACAACAAUCUGAUCGAGAAAAGAACAAUAUGGUAUUCAAUGCAAUAAGAUUGAAGGAUGAAGAGCUCACCCGACUCGAAAUUGAACUCAAUGAAUCAAAGAGUGAAAAUGCAAAAUUAACUUACAAACUUCGACAUUAUGAACGUCUGUUGCAAGCAGAACAAGAGAGCAGACACAAAGAAGAUAAAGAAAAGUUUGACUAUUACGAAAUGAAGCUUGCAGCUAAGGAAGAAGAGCUUAAACAACUGAAGAAGGAGCGAUCUUCUCUCUUACUAACCAUUCGGCAUCAAGAAGAGAUGCUUGAAAACCGAAGAAAGAAAGAAAGAGCUCAGCCCAUUCAGCCAUCAGCAAAUAUUGAUGUCAAGUCAAGUUCAAUCAUUCCACGAGAAUAUCUGUCCAUCUCGAACAAUUUAACCUCUCCCAAAGCGUCACCAAAGCCUCCUAUCAAAGAACCAACAGUUAUGAGUAGCACUACCCCAAAUUCCCAACUAUCAGAAAAGUUGAAAGAUUUAUCCUCUUUGACGAGAAAGUUUUUAGAAAAAUCUUCGCAACAACUGGACGAUGAGUAUCUGUAG
Molecule: messenger RNA, 1944 nt
Organism: Naegleria lovaniensis
Lineage: Eukaryota; Heterolobosea; Eutetramitea; Acrasida; Naegleriidae
Exons: 2
Coding region: 1-1944 (647 amino acids)
Biological process (GO): protein export from nucleus; cell differentiation
Cellular component (GO): centriole
Source: RefSeq, a predicted model, not a curated record